GAUGAUUGUGGUGAAUGAGAUUCCAUGUUCCCGUCUAAACCAAGCCUAUAUAUUAAGCAGCUACAGCCUACAGAUGGACAGCAACUCAUCAUUCUAAGCUGUACAUUAACUGCAUCUAUAAACUCUUCUACUCUUUCUUCCAAAUCACAAAGAGAAAUGGCUUUCCACACUCGAUCUAACAGCUUCCCCUCAAGGCCACACCCCAUCCUUCAAGAAGUUGAUGAACACUUGUGCAGACUGAGGUCUUCUGAAGCCACAUCCACAUCUUCAUCAUCAAUAAGCCACAAACUAAGUGGUCUCCAAGACCUUCAUGAGUGUGUCGAUAGGUUGCUUCAAUUGCCCCUCCACCAAGCCUUAGCACAAGAGCAACAUCAGAAAUGGGCUAAUGAGCUAUUAGAUGGCUCUCUUCAGCUUUUGGAUGUUUGCAGCGUUGCCAAGGAUGCCCUUUCACAAACCAAGGAGUGCAUACAAGACCUUCAAUCAAUCAUUCGAAGAAGGCAUGGAGAUGAAUCUGCAGUGCUCACAAGCGAGGCUAGGAAAUACUUAACCUCCAGGAAGACAGUUAGAAAGGUACUCCACAAGGCUUUGGACAACCUGAAGGCAUGCUCUUCCUUCAACAAGGAAGAAGUCACCAUUGUUUGCAAGCUAAGAGAGGUUGCAGCAGUCACUGUCUCUGUAUUUGAAUCAGUUCUGUCCUUCAUCUCUGGGCCAUCCAAGCCUAGCAGCUGGUCAUUGGUUUCCAAGAUAGUACAGUUAAAGAAAGUAGCUUGUGAGGAAGAAGCAAAAGUAAACGAAUUCGCAGAGGUGGAUGCUGCACUAAAGUCACUCAAGAGUGCACACAAUCAGCUUAACAAUCUGGAGUCAUGCAUUCAAGACCAAGAAGAAGGACUUGAAACCCUGUUUAGGCAAUUGCUCAAAACUAGAGUCUCCCUUCUCAACAUCCUAAACCACUAG
Argentina anserina (silverweed cinquefoil) is the source of this 954-nucleotide messenger RNA. RefSeq lists its product as uncharacterized. The coding region runs from base 25 to 954 and encodes 309 amino acids. Gene Ontology annotation, biological process: root development; shoot system development. The record is from RefSeq and is a predicted model, not a curated record. The transcript has a single exon. NCBI's taxonomy places the organism in Eukaryota, Viridiplantae, Streptophyta, Magnoliopsida, Rosales, Rosaceae.